This is a messenger RNA of Apodemus sylvaticus (European woodmouse), 3981 nucleotides long. RefSeq names its product zinc finger protein 251 (gene Znf251). The record is from RefSeq and is a predicted model, not a curated record. Lineage: Eukaryota; Metazoa; Chordata; Mammalia; Rodentia; Muridae. Gene Ontology annotation, biological process: regulation of DNA-templated transcription. The transcript is spliced from 5 exons. The coding region runs from base 379 to 2277 and encodes 632 amino acids.
UGUUCCGCCCCCCGUCGGCAGUCAACUUGCCCCUUCAGCGCGGGCCAGGCUGGGUGUAGGUGGGUGCCUGGUCCGGAGGCGGAGGUGAGGCUCCCGCGUUCCUGUCGCUCUGCAGGAACUGCCAACUCGCGCCGUGCCUGGGGCAGUUCUCAGUUUGGAUAGCGGCACGGGACAGGUCACAGGCUGACUCUCGCGGCUUCAGGACACUCCAGAAGGCCACUUCCGAAGCAAGGACUGUCGUCUUCUGACCAUCUGCCCGCUGCCCCAGCUGGAUGGGGCCGAGUUUGUCGGUUUUCUCUCCUGGAGAGUAAGUUGGGGAGGCCUCAGGCCCGGGCUGCCUCCUGCCUACCACGGAUUGCAAGGUGGUUCACAGCCCCGAUGGCUGCCGAGUCCUGCUCCCCGACUCCGGGUGAGAUGCCUCUGACCUUCCAGGAUGUGGCUGUGUACUUCUCCAGGGCAGAAGGGCAGCAGCUCAGCCCCGAGGAGUGGGCGCUGUACCGGGAUGUGAUGUUGGAGAACUAUGGGAACGUGGCCUCACUGGGAUUCCCAGGCCCAAAGCCAGAACUGAUCUCCCAGCUGGAGCAAGAGGAGGAGCUGUGGGUCCUGGAUCUUCUUGGGGCCGAAGAACCAGAAGUCUUGAGAAGCUGCCAGACAGAUUCUGAGACCGAAACUGAGAAGGAGCUCUCCAUUUUAAACCAGAAAUGUUCCAAAGAAGUAAAAACCCCAGAAUUGCUAUCACAAAAAUUCCCAAGGGCUAACACACAGGCAUCUGAGUCCCAGGAAGCUCGUGCCCGUGAAGGUCAGGGAGACAGGAGCCGCGGGGGCUCUGCUACUCAGGGUUUGAAGAUUGUUGCUCAAAAGGACUUUACGAUCUGUCGGGGGCAACUCCCAGAGAAAGCCCAGGCUUCUGCAUUUGACAAACACUUGAAUCCCAGCCAAAGUGUUGUUACAAUUCAAAGAAAUAAAGCAGGACAGAGAGUCUUUAAAUGUGACAUAUGCAAUAAAACGUUUAAAUAUAAUUCAGACCUAAGUCGGCACCGCAGGAGUCACACUGGGGAAAAGCCUUAUGAAUGCGGUCCGUGUGGGCGGGCCUUUACGCACAGCUCAAAUCUUAUUCUACACCAGCGAAUCCACACUGGGAAUAAACCAUUUAAGUGCGAUGAAUGUGGGAAGACUUUUGGGCUCAAUUCCUAUCUCCGUCUGCAUCAGAGAAUUCACACUGGAGAAAAGCCCUUUGGGUGUAAUGAGUGUGGGAAGGCCUUCAGUAGAAGUUCAAGUCUCAUUCAGCACCGUAUAAUACACACAGGGGAGAAGCCCUACAAGUGUAGUGAGUGUGGGAAAGCCUUCAGCCAGAGUCCCCAGUUAACUCAGCACCAGAGGAUCCACACGGGGGAGAAGCCCCACGGAUGCAGUUGGUGUGGGAAGGCUUUCAGUCGGAAUGCAAGCCUUAUUCAGCACCAGAGGAUUCACACAGGCGAAAAGCCCCACAAAUGCGCUCAGUGUGGGAAAGCCUUCAGCCAGAGCUCCAGCCUUUUCCUUCACCACAGGGUUCACACUGGGGAGAAGCCCUAUGUGUGUGGAGAAUGUGGACGGGCCUUUGGCUUCAAUUCUCAUCUUACUGAGCACGUCAGGAUUCACACCGGGGAGAAGCCCUAUGUGUGCAGCGAGUGCGGGAAGGCCUUCAGCCGGAGUUCGACUCUGAUGCAGCACCGCAGAGUGCACACCGGGGAAAAGCCCUACCAGUGCACGGAGUGCGGGAAGGCCUUCAUCCAGAGCUCCCAGCUCACCCUCCACCAGCGUGUUCACACUGGAGAGAAGCCUUACGAGUGUGGUCUCUGCGGGAAGGCCUUCAGCAGGAGAUCGGCUCUCACUCAGCAUCAACGCAUUCACAUGGGCGAGAACCCACAGGAAUUUGAGUGUGGCCCAGACUUUGUUUAUGACUCCAGCCAUCUGUCUGCUGGAGAGAGAGGUGGCAGGGCCUUCAGCCACAGUGCAAAACUUGUCCUGCAGUGGACAAUACGGAGUGAUGAGAAAUCCCGGGGUUGUCAUGAGUGUGGGAAAACUUACGGCACAUCCUCACAGUCCACGGACUAUCAGAAAAUUCAGGCUGGGGAGAAACCCUAUAAAUGCCAGGAAUGUGGUGGUAAAGCCAGUAGUGGGGUGUCGCCCCUUACUCCACACCAUGUGACUCGUGUUGGAGAGAAGCCACAGCUGAAGGAGGGAUCUGAAAGAUACUUAAUUCAAAUCAAAAAGAUUUUCCAAGAAAGACAUUUUUAACGUGACAAAUGUAGAAAACAGUUUGGAAACUCUGCUCUAUAUUAGGUAGGAUUGCAUAAUGAAAGUUAAAUAAACUGUUACUAACAGACUUGCAUGUUAGGAGGCUGGGGCUGUGUGGCCUAUUGUGUCUUCCCACCUCACACCUCAUGCUCAGGGUCCUGACCGACUCAGAACAGCAGGUCAAGUUUAGGUUUUUAAUCGCAGGGUUGAGUUCCCGCACUAAAGAGCAGUUGAUGGGAGGUUUCAAGAUAAUGACUUCUCUCUUCAUUGGCGACUGUGAGAGAGAGAGAGACCCAGAGAAUCAGUGGAUUCGACCUGUCUCGUUUGAGAAUAUUAAUGAUGCUAAGGACAGAUAUGGCCAUGAUUGGCAAGCACGUGGAUGGUCCAGGGACCGAGGUGGCACUGCCAGUGGCUGGUGGGACUAAAUGUAGGUUCUCUGGGUGCAGGGGAGACGGAAGCCUGGAGGGCAGCCACUGUGAGGCAGAGGGUGCAGGCUUCUGAGACACCAGCACAAACCCAUAGCUGUGGUGACUGGAGCUUAGGGCCAACAGCAACAGGGACAGCUACAAAGAGUAAAACUCCCGCCGGAGAUCGUCCUGGUGGGGUGGCUGUAACUUAAAGAUCUUUUGGCCCUCACUGAAUUAGUCAUGUGCCGUGAACAAAUCUUGUACUUUCCAUUCUCUUCUGCCAACACACCCUGACUGCUGCCAACUCCCAGGUUUCCUCAUUACCAGACUUUCCUUUUUAACAAAGUGCUGUCCAUGUUUUGUGUUUUAAACGCCUUGCCAGGCACUUGAGUGACAGAGACAGGUGGAUCUCUGUGAGUUUGAGGUCCCAGACAAACAUAGACCCUGUCUCAAAAAAAAAAAUUUUUUUUUGAAAAGCAUUUUAGAUUUCCCUUUUUGUUUUUACUAUGACUCCUUUUUUGUUUGUUUGUUUCUUACUGUUUUUGUUUUUUUGUUUUGUUUUUGUUUUUUGUUGUUUUGGUUUUGAUGGGCGUUGGUUAGAUUGCCCUUUUUUACUGUCUACUGGGGUUAUCCUGUGAGGUUGGGUGCCUCAGCUCUGAGAUCAGAAUCUACCUUUUUCUUUUUUCCUUUGGAAGUUGAGCAAGCUGUGGUUUUCUCCAACUCUAGGUAACAUUUCUCAGUGAAGCAAAGUUGGAUAGCAGCAGAGCUGUCUGAAUCCUGCCUGUAUAGCCUCCACGCUGUGUACCCCAGGGUCAGUGCAGACACCGGGAGAUCCUUGAUGGUGUUAUUUAUAUUGUACCUUUUUUACCGCAAGAUACACGAAUAAGCCAUCAAUGUUGUAUUUGCAGUGGCUAAGGAAUUCUUACACCCAGUUUCCUUCGACUUAAUGAAGCCAAUUAAAAAACUGUGAAAACCAAUAUCAGUGUGUAGUGAUGGUGUGACUCAGCACAGUGCCCGCUUAGUAUGGUAUAAAAACCUUGGCUUGAGCCCUAGCACUGGAAAAACUGGGCAUCUUGAUGCACACUUUUAUUUUAGCACUUCAGAGAUUGAGGCAAGAUGAUAACAAAUUCAAGGCCAACCUAGGUUACUUGAGACCCUCCCUAAAACAAAACAGAAAACCAAAUAUGUAGAUAAUUAAUCCUAGCAAGCAAUACAAACUGAGGGGUUGCUAGUCUUAUUAAUGUUGAAAAUAAACAUAAGGGAAUUCAUCUUGCAAAAUAAAGAAGUUUGUGUGGAA